Perca fluviatilis (European perch) is the source of this 4022-nucleotide messenger RNA. It is a transcript of the gene stam2, whose product is annotated as signal transducing adaptor molecule (SH3 domain and ITAM motif) 2. Gene Ontology annotation, biological process: signal transduction. Gene Ontology annotation, molecular function: phosphatidylinositol binding; ubiquitin binding. Bases 162 to 1679 code for a protein of 505 amino acids. The transcript has 14 exons. The record is from RefSeq and is a predicted model, not a curated record. NCBI's taxonomy places the organism in Eukaryota, Metazoa, Chordata, Actinopteri, Perciformes, Percidae. Gene Ontology annotation, cellular component: endocytic vesicle.
UUCAAGGCAGCCAAGUUUCCGGAAGAGCAACUGGUGCGGGUUUAAUAUGUCAAUGGUUUAAUGCUAAUGGACAAGGAAGAGAUAUUUGUUUAGGUUUAGUCUGAAGAUCACCCAUACUCUUUUUUUUCGUCAAAUAGUCUGGCUCUUUUUAUAUCGUCAGCAUGCCUUUGUUUGCCCAAAAUCAAUUUGACCAAGAUGUCGAGAAGUCAACCAAUGAAAACAACACAACAGAUGACUGGGGCCUCAUUAUGGACAUCUGUGAUAAGAUUGGAACGACACCCAAUGGACCAAAGGACAGCUUGAGAUCCAUUAUGAAGCGAGUCAACCACAAAGUGCCUCAUGUUGCCAUGCAGGCCCUCAAUUUGCUGGGUGCUUGUGUAUCAAACUGCGGCAAAAUAUUCCACUUGGAAAUCUGCUCAAGGGAGUUUGCCAGUGAAGUACGGAGUGUGCUGGGCAGGGCCCACCCUAAGGUGUGUGAAAAGCUAAAGGCUCUAAUGGUGGAGUGGGCAGAAGACUUCCAGAAGGAUCCACAACUCAGCCUGAUCAGCGCCACCAUCAAGACUCUGAAAGAGGAAGGCAUCACCUUCCCCUCCACAUCCUCACAGGGGUCCACCACUAAGGUCAGCACACCUGCUGUCAGCAAAGUAUCAGAUGAUGACAACCUGGCCAAAGCCAUCGAGCUGUCCUUGCAGGAGCAGAAGCAGCAGGUGGAGACACGGCCCCUGGCCAUGACUUCUGAUCCCCCAAACUACACCAACGGUAGUGGGGGCGAGGAGGCCCGGAAGGUGCGUGCGCUGUACGACUUUGAAGCGGCUGAAGAUAAUGAGCUGACUUUCAAAGCUGGAGAACUUAUUCUGGUUUUGGAUGACAGCGAUCCAAACUGGUGGAAAGGAGAGAACCACAGAGGAGUGGGGCUUUUCCCUUCCAACUUUGUCACAACUAAUUUGAAUGCAGAGCCAGAGACAGUGGCUUUUGUUGAAAGGCCAACCAGUCCUGAAGAGACGAGCCUGGAAACCAAAGUUGAGCCUGAGCCCGUCUUCAUUGACGAGGGGAAGAUGGACAGAACACAGGCGCUGCUGCAGAAUGCAGAUCCUGCAGAUCCGGCUCCUGACUCUCCAGAGCUGAUCCAGCUGGAGGGCGCAUGUGAACAGAUGAACCCGAUGAUUGAUGAGAAGCUACAGGAGAUUGACAGGAAACACUCAGAGUUGUCGGAGCUAAAUUUGAAAGUUAUGGAGGCCCUGGAGCUUUACAACAAGCUCAUGAACGAGGCUCCAUUCUACUCGGCCUACUCCAAGAUGCAGGCGCAGUAUGCUCCAGCCGGCUCAGCUGUAGCCAUGCAGGGCUACCUUGGCCCGGCCGGCGGUCCCUACCUUCCUCCAGUGAUGCCCCAGGUUCCACCUGCGCAGCCCUACACUCUGCCCAGCGACCAGCCCGGACAGCUCCACUCACUGCCCCCCAACGUCUCAGCCCCACCCAACAGCCAAGCUCAGCCUCCCUACAUGAGCAGUGGCAUGAACGCUCAGUACAUGAACCAAGCUCCUGGAGCUCCUUACCCACACAUGGACAUGUCGACCUAUCACAACUCCAACAUGCCUCCUGUGUCCUAUCCUGUGGCUGCUCCUCCUCACCAGGCUCCUCAGCAGCAGCAGGCGGCAUAUUAUCAGCAGCCUUUGCUGUAAAACUCAUACUGACCGCAGACCUAAGAUUAAUACACACAUCAGAUAUUUCUUGUGUGUGUGUGUGUGUGUGUGUGUGUGUGUGUGUGUGUGUGUGUGUGUGUGUGUGUGUGUGUGUGUGUGUGUGUGUGUGUGUGUGUGUGUGUGUGUGUGUGUGUGUGUGUGUGUGUUGAGCUGAAUGGAACACACCCUGCGAAAGUUGAAUUAACUGCGGUGUGUAUGUAACGCAGGUCUGUUGUUCAUCUGAGUCAGGACACUCUGUGCGUAUGUCCUCAGCUACUGUAUGUGAGGCUAAACAUGGCGCCAGGAGUUUUCUCCUGUUCUUCACUGCUUUUUCCUGGCUGACCGUGAACACGGCGCUGGUCUUCACCCAUGUCACAGGUCAACACAGAAGAAGAGUUGGGUUUGCCCACCAAUACAGGACCAUGUAAUAAUGAGCAGCCUAUUUUUACAAUUCAUAGUUCAUCACAAUGCUACUCCCAAACAUUGCUUUUUCUGAAUUGACCCCCUUCAAAGAAUUCCUGCAACAUGUGCUCUUCUGAGGUGGUAAGAGAGGGUCAGCCAUGUCCACACUAAUGUAGAUAAAUGAGAAAUUGUUUCUACCUUGUUUAUAUGGGCAAUGUUGGAAAAGCAAUCCCUCUGUCAAUGUCUACACUGGAUAUGUUUAGCCACAGUACCUCCCAUAUAGCAUAAUAGAAGAUCAAUGUAAUUACAUGCGCACGUCGGAAUUGAAUAGACUAAAAUAGCAGCUCUGCGUGUAAAAUGUGAGCCUUUACGCAAGCCUUUGCACGGCUGGUUUAGACGGCUGUAUUGAUCAAAACUUCAAAAGUAUAUCUGUUCUGGCAGAUGCUUGUGAGACAGAUCACUGAAAAACGCGGCCGAAACGUGUCCGGUAUAGCCAGCUUGCAGCUGCUUGCUAGCGUGGAUUGAACACCAUUUGACACCGAAAUGGCAUUUUCAAAAGUAUCUAUGCAUUAAUGUGAACAUGGCCUAAAUGUUUUGUUUUUCUUAUAGUUUUUAAUGACCAUCUUGUUUUUAAGUCUGUAGGUGAAUUCAUCUGAAGGCAGGUACAGUUUAUUCUGACCAUCUCUUUGUCCUUUACUGCAGUUUGCACUGAAUGAUCGAAACACUCUGAAUUGGUGUGAGAGUCUGUUUCUGCAAAGUCAGCUCUUAUUAAAAGGCAGGAGCGCCGUUUUUUUUUUUUUUUUUCCUUCUCACCAGCAUUCAUCACUUUAGCUCAUCUGUUUUCUGAAGAGAAGUCCACACUAUAUUUUCAACUAUCAAACAUGUAUGUUAACAGUGAUAUUUGGGUAAAUGGUUAAAAAGAAUACUUUUCCUUAAACUCACUGCCUUGUAAUGCAUUCUGUGGUUGCAUUUGCGAUAUUUAAGAUGACAUUUUCUGUGUGUGUGUGUGUGUGCACAUAUUUGUUUUGUUUUUUACAUGUUUGUAUGUGUUUGAGGGCUUACCCAUAAUUCAUCUUUGUUAAAUUAGACUGAUUUUCACAAGGAUCAGAUUUUAGGGUGAACUGAGAAAUAGUUUGAUCUUUGUGUGUUUUUUUUAAAUCUGGUGUAAUGCUGCAUCUGUUGAUGAUUAUAACAUCUGUACCCUGCUGCCUCUCAUCUUCAUCUGUGGGGUCUCUUCCAUUUAACGGAAACCUGUUAGAAGUCCAUGUUUUAUGCAAAUGCACGAUACUGAGAUUUAUCAUGUCUAUAUACUUAAAUUUCAAAAUUGUCAAUGGCCUCGCCUGUACUUUGAGAUAUAUAUAUAUAAUGAGACAUUAUACAUGUAUAAUUUACGUGGCUGGAGAAUGUGUAAUUAUUAGUCUUAGUUUUGCUUCUACUUUUACCUUUUUAUUUUCCAGGCUGAUGAAACAAUUAGUUACUGUUAAUAAGAAGAAAGGAAAGUAAGAGAUCAGGUUUCAAAUUACUCGUUUUUUUUCAGUUUGGGGGUGAAAAUCAAGGAGCUGCUUUCAUAGAAUCUACAGUCAUGUUGCAGUAGCUCCGUAGUUAUAAUUCUAGCCAGAACUGUCAAAAUCUUCUUUAUGGCCUCAUAUUAAAGGCAUUGUAUAUUAGAUGUAAAAUACCUGGUUUUGUUGGUUGCAUUGCCAUUGCACCUUAGCUUUGUAAACGUUCAUUUACCACUGGAUGCCUUGUUUUUCUGUAGAAAUCAAAGAAUGACACAGACACAACUUUGGCGACUAACUUCAGUCUCAGAAUCCGCUGGAUAUGUAUAAUUCUGUAUAUUUAAAAUAUUCCAGGAAAAGUUCCUUUAUCCAGGAUUUUAAGACUGCUUUUUUUAACAGAGCAAACAUAGUAUUCUUUGAAAUAAAAAGAAAUGUACCUGUG